Molecule: messenger RNA, 5448 nt
Organism: Actinia tenebrosa (Australian red waratah sea anemone)
Lineage: Eukaryota; Metazoa; Cnidaria; Anthozoa; Actiniaria; Actiniidae
Product: diacylglycerol kinase beta
Biological process (GO): phospholipase C-activating G protein-coupled receptor signaling pathway
Cellular component (GO): plasma membrane
Molecular function (GO): calcium ion binding; ATP-dependent diacylglycerol kinase activity
Source: RefSeq, a predicted model, not a curated record
GACUGCCAGUCAAAUGUGCCAGAAAUGAGGUGUUCUAGCAGGAAUAUAUCUGAAUAUAUUUAGUGAACUAAUAAUGUAAUAUGGCCAGGUGAAGGCCUUUGUGGGUUGCCAGUUUUGCUCUGCUUUCUGUGCAGAAAUGUUCCUCAAAUCGUACUUAGGGAGCUCUAAAGUUCGAGAUGUGAUCUAAGGACAGUGGAACUUCGUUCAGGAAACAUGGCGAAUCAUUCAGUACCGUCUUCAAACGCAGGCGGAGUGUGGAACCGUUUGUCGAAAGAUGAGUUCCAACAGCUACAGGAGUACACAAAAUAUUCAAACACAAGUCGCUUGACAGAUGUCCUCAAACAAUUCAGAGAUGGAGUAUAUCCUAAGUACAACCCAGAGCAGCCUAUGGACUAUGAAGGCUUCAAACUAUUUAUGUUUGCUUACCUGGGUGAUGAUGCCAACGAAGACAUCUGCAAACAUUUGUUCAGAGCAUUUCACAAAGAGGUACCAGUCAUGAGCUUGCAAUCUCCCUCCUUGUCAGUAGGUGUGUCUCAGACCAUCCUGGAUAAUAUGGCUGCAGGAAGUGCAUCCAAGUCAUGUUCUUCACAAGACCUUACAAAGCCAGAUCAAAACAGAAGAGUUUCAGAACUUCCUGGUAUUCACAGUGGUGCAGGGACAGCAGCUUUAGUCGCAGCUGCUACAGCUAUAGCAGCUGGUCAUGGGGGCGACAAACCAAUAAUAAAACUAUCCAAAGCCAAAGAUGAAGAACCUCAGAAGGAGAAUAAUAAAAACCACGACAACAAUGUCAACAGUAAAUCUAAAAAUGAGACUAAAGAUGUUACAUUCAGUCAAACACUGUCGCCUCAAGACUCGUCCACUUUAGGUUUGGGGUCAUGGGGCAAAAAGUCUUCUGAAAAACACCAAUUUCGUCGCCACUCCAGUGGUUCAUUCGUCGCAUUCAAGGUAGCCAAUGAGCACCCUCCACAACAACCUAGGUCAAGUUCUCAGAGAAAGAAAACAUCUUUUGAGCAGUCUACAUUACUAAAUGCGUCUGCGCCUGUGAAGACUGUGAAAAUGGUGUCUAUACGAGAGAUUGCUUGUUAUUUAUCGAUGCUAGAGGGUGGCAAGGUUGAAGAUAAACUUGAAUUUGUUUUCAGAGUUUACGAUGCAGAUGGCAAUGAGCUCCUCGACGCCCAGGAACUGGAGUGUAUUACACAACAGAUGAUGAACGUGGCCCAGUAUCUUGGAUGGGAUGUUACUGAAUUAAAACCUAUAUUACGAGAUAUGUUAGUUGAACUCGACGAUGACUGUGAUGGCACUAUAUCCCUAGAGGAGUGGAUUAAAGGCGGUCUGACGACUAUUCCUCUUAGAGUUCUUCUUGGUCUUGAAACGCAAAUACGAGAUGAUGGUCAACAUCAGUGGCGUCAGAAACACUUCAACAGACCUGCAUACUGCAACAUGUGUCACAACACACUGAAUGGAUUUGGUCGUAAACAGGGAUUACAAUGUCUGUUUUGCAAAUACACCGUACACGAACGAUGCGUACAAAGAGCACCCGCAUCUUGUAUUAAUACGUACGUCAAAUCUAAGCGAACUGGGAAAAUGAGUAUGGAUCAUCAUUGGGUGGAAGGUAAUUGCCCUGGCAAAUGUAACAAGUGUAACAAGACGGUCAAGAGUAAUAAUUGUUUGACGGGUCUACGUUGUGCCUGGUGCCAGAUGGUGUGUCAUAACAAAUGUGCUACGAAUAUCAGUCCUGAGUGUAACUUAGGGUUACAUAGAGACCAUAUUCUGCCUCCAACAAGUAUUUCACCUGCAGGAUUGGACAAACGAUCGAGCACAGACGUAGACAGUCCCAAAAAGAAGGCCAAUUCUUAUGCUAGUUUUGAAGGGAUGCCCAUGCAGAUCACUCCAUUACCAGGCACUCAUCCACUAGUAGUGUUCAUUAAUCCAAAGAGCGGUGGACGCCAAGGCUCAAGGCUGCUUCACAAGUUCCAGUACCUUCUCAACCCGCGACAAGUUUUUAAUUUGGGAGAUGGAGGCCCCGUACCAGGGUUGAAGUUCUUCCAGAAUGUGGCAGGGAGUCGAAUUCUUUGUUGUGGUGGAGAUGGUACAGUAGGAUGGGUUCUCUCAACGAUAGAUCGUCUUCAAAUGAAAGUACGUCCACCCGUGGCUAUUCUCCCGCUGGGAACUGGCAACGACCUGGCCCGAUGCCUUAAAUGGGGUGGCGGUUACGAGGGUGGUAGUAUAUCCAAAUGUCUCACCCAAGUACAGAGAGGCUCAGUAGUGAGUAUGGACAGAUGGCAAAUGGAUGUUUCAGACGUAGAUGCGUCGGAGACGGGUGAUCCGGCCCCUCUGAAUAUCAUCAAUAAUUAUUUCUCUAUUGGAGUGGACGCUUCUGUUGCGCUCAAAUUCCACUUGCAGCGAGAGAAAAAUCCUGAGAAAUUCAACAGCAGGCUGAAGAACAAGUUUCGAUACUUUGAGUGCGGCACAGCUGAGACGCUUUCUGCAACGUGUAAAAACCUACACGAAGCCAUAGAAUUGAUUUGUGACGGCACGCCUCUGGAGCUCCCUCAGCUUGAAGGCAUCGCAAUAGUCAACAUUCCCAGUGUGUAUGGAGGUGCCAACCUGUGGGGAGACACUGACAAGAAGAAAAGCAAGAAAGUCCGUGGGAAGGGUGGGAGCAGAGAGAAUGACUUGGCUUGGGCCGUGCAGGAUAUUGGUGAUGGGAAACUAGAGGUGGUUGGACUAGAGAACACCCUGUACGUGGCUCAGAUCAUUGGUGGUGUUCGUGCACAUGGACUAAGACUGGCACAAUGCUCUUCUAUUGAGAUAAGGACCAAGAGGCUAUUUCCAAUGCAGAUAGAUGGAGAACCUUGGGUCCAACCAGCAGCUACGAUAAAAAUCACUCACAAAAACCAAGUUCCAAUGCUGCAAGGACCGCCGCCUGCCAAGUCGUCUUUCUUCUUCAAACGGAAACAAGCAAGGGAUCCUGAACUAGAAAGUGAAAUUUAUCCCGACCAAUCAAAUGGCCAAGUUAAAGGGUGCCUUGGAUUCCACUUCUAGCCACGUCUGUCCGUCUGUCUGUCUGUCUGUCUAUCUCUCUAUCUGUCUGUUCUAUCUUGGAUUCACUUGCUUUGACCAUCAUUCUCUUCAUUGGAGAGCUUUCAGUACAAUUGACCAAUCAACGCAGGGGGAUGUGCGUACGUUCGUUCGUUCGUUACCAAGGUUUGGUGCAAAGUAUAUAAACAGCUUUAUUGUCGUAACCAAUAUCUAAAAAAACUCUCAAGCUACUGAUAGAUGUCCAGGAUAUAUAUUAAGAAUAUAUAGAGUAUCAAGAAUAAAAUAGACAAAGUAUCUAUAUAUGGGUUAUAUGCAGGUCUUCAAAAGUGGGUUAUAUAAUGAUAAAAGCAUAUUAUCAUAAUCCAGCUCUAGGUGUAAAGUGUAAAAAUGCUGGAAUAUUGUUUUAAUUCUAGUUGUGUAAAAUGUUAGUGCAUAUAUCUUAUGAGAAAAGUAUUUAUGAAUUAGUUCAAUAUGAACUUUACUAGUUUCCCCAUAGUAAUACAAAGAGCGACCUUACACAGAGGUAGUGUUGUAUUACUGGUGCAUAUAAUGAUAUAAUGAUAGGAUCGUGUCUUAGUCAGAAGCUUCCAUUUUAAAUUGAAUGUGAUUUAGUCUAACUAACGAAAUUCUGGUAAAUUAGGGCUCCACCUUUUCGCUAAUAUUAAACAAUUAAUCUGCGAUUUACAUGGUGUGGGUCAUUAAGGCAAUAUUGUUUCACUAUGGYUAUGAUUUCUAUCCAAAAAAAGUAGAAUUUGAUGGACCUUUGUCAAUGAUGUGGUUUGAAUGCUCUAUCUGAGCAUAUGAAAAGACAAGGGACAGAGUAGACCCCUUGCUGGUGUCGUCAAGAAGCAUCUCAAUUUGGAGGACAAAACAAAAGAAUUUCAAUCUUCAGAGAAUUGGAAAUCUUUCGUUAUGUCUCCAAAUUAAGCUGCAUUCCGACGUGCUACAAGAGGUCUAUUGAUUCAUCCAAGUUAAGACGAUUCGGCAUGUUGUCAUUAAGACGAAAACGUUAGGUUGUAGAUCACUCUGGGUAGUAUUGAGUGUGCAAGUGGGUGAUUAAUUAAACGUACCGUCGCUACAUCCUAUUGAUCCGGUGUAUCCCGGGGGUUAUGUCACCACGGUAUUGGUUAGCUGCCCGGGUGGUCAUCGAUCUUUCAAACCGGCUUUUCUCCUCGUAGUGUCUAGCUGUUGCGCUUAAAAUCGAUUUUGGCUUUUGGAUUUCUAACUAUGAACUGAUUCAAAAUUGUCUUAUUUUACCAUUUUUAUUCCUUGACGGUUCUAAUCCUGCCAUUAGGUUUAGGAAGUCUUUGUUUUAUAAAUGAUUAAGAAAUAUAGUGGUGAUCUUGGCUAGAUAUUAGUGUUCAUGCGAAAUCAUGGCCGCCAUAUUGGAUGGCACCUGACAUGUCGGUCAUCCAACAUGGUUGUCAAUUUUUCACUACCUUGCAUUGAUUUAAUCCAAGAAUAAGCGUUGUGUUUGGGGAUUCGUGUAUUUAAUUAAGUCGUUCAAAAAUUCUCUAUAGGUUCACAAGCCAAUGUAUUUGCAGAGAUCAAAUUAAUUGAAAUUUAGGCUACGCUUGUAUGGCUGGUAAACUUGGCUAGUGGCAAUUAAAAGCGAGCGAUUUUCUAAUAAGUCGGCCAUGUAAGUCUAUCCUAAAAUAAAUAAUAAUUCUAAUAAUAGAUUAUAUUAAGUAGCGGCUACGUCUAACCUUUGUUAAUAUAGUUUACUUUAAAGGCGAUAUUCAAGGGAAGCAGAUAAGCUAUGUGUUCUUUAGAAGACACUAAGUAACUUGAGCUAAAUGUACGUUUUGAAAAAUGGAGAAAGAGCUCAGAAUAUCUUCUUCCGCAUUUGAAUUAAUGUGAAGAGUAGAAUAAUUAUUACAAGGGUUAGAUGUAUCCUUUUAAAUCAAUCUUCUUCUUUAUCCAAUGAGGCGACUCCCUCAGCUUAUAAAAUCAAGAUAAGGUUGUCAUGACGAUGAUUUGAAAUAAACUACGUCUCUAUAGUAACGGUGGACUCUCCUAAUGACCGUCGCUUGACAGCUUUGUUGUAAUAUGUUAAUGGAUACGAGCAGGUAUUUGAAGGUUACUUUUGUUCCCGGCUCAAAACAUUCCAGUGCAAAAAGGGGCAAUUUUUGUUUCUUCAUUGGAAAAAGAGGAAAAAUUUUAAAUCAGAUAUUAUAAAUCAAAGAAAGAGAUGUUUAUUUAAUGAUCAAUCAGUUACUGUUGUUGCUGUUGAACAGCAUCUUGAAGCAGAAGAAAGGAGUUGAUCCUCCAUUCCGUGUAUUCACACUGGGCCGAACUAAGCUAUUCAGAAAUACAGUAGUAUUAAAAUAGAUUUAUUGACUUUAGGGCAUCAGGGUGAAUUACACUAUUAAAGUUGAUGUGAUGGUAAAAAUGAUUCAGUCAAAA